UAAGAACCGCCAUUUUGGACAAAACAAGAACAAGUUGUAAAUCACAUACAACGAAAGGUCGCAUUCAAUCUUCGUUUUGCUGAGGAUUACUAAGUUGAAGAGCUUUCACAGACACAGACAACCCAAGAAUCGUGUCUGAUACAAUACAAGUGCAAAAUCUAACUUCAACCACCAAACAAACUAAAGUCUAAAACUUUGCCACCGAUUCAGAGACCCAGUUGCCGGAAGUCCCAUUUGCCGGUGAGUUCGGUGAGAUUCCGGCUAAGAAUGGAGGUGGAAAGUGAAAAAUCGGGUCCUAAUGGGAAAGUUUGGAGCUUUUGUAGUAUGCCAUUUUGGCAAACAACUCAUGCUUCUUCAUCAUCUUCUUCAAUAUCUUCUUCAGUGCAUAGUGUUCAUCAGCAAAGCCAGAUUCUUCAGUCUCUUGAUAGAUCAACUCAUCAGCCUUCAAGCACCGUUUCUUCCGUGGCCAAGUCUCUGCUUCCUACAAGGAGAAGGCUCCGUCUUGAUCCUCCCAACAAGCUUUACUUUCCAUAUGAACCUGGUAAGCAAGUUAGGAGCGCCAUCGCAAUUAAAAACACUUGCAAAUCUCAUGUAGCUUUCAAGUUUCAAACAACUGUACCCAAGAGUUGUUAUAUGCGCCCUCCAGGCGGUAUUAUUGCACCUGGUGAAAGUAUAAUUGCAACUGUAUUUAAGUUUGUGGAGCCACCAGAGAACAAUGAGAAACCAAUUGAUCAAAAAAGCAGGGUCAAGUUUAAAAUCAUGAGCUUAAAAGUGAAAGGAGAAAUGGACUAUGUACCGGAACUGUUUGAAGAACAAAGGGAUCAAGUAGCAGUGGAGCAAAUUUUGCAUGUUGUUUUUCUGGACCCUGAACUCCCUAGCCCUGCCCUGGAUAAGCUUAAACGGCAACUGGCUGAGGCUGAGGCUGCACUGGAAGCAAGAAAGAAGCCCCCAGAAGAGACAGGUCCUCGUAUAGCCGGGGAAGGACUUGUUAUAGAUGAAUGGAAGGAAAGAAGAGAAAGAUACCUGGCCAGGCAGCAGGUUGAAGGGGUUGAUUCAAUGUAAAGUAUUAUAUAUAUAUAUAUAUAUAU
Gastrolobium bilobum is the source of this 1088-nucleotide messenger RNA. RefSeq names its product vesicle-associated protein 4-2-like. Lineage: Eukaryota; Viridiplantae; Streptophyta; Magnoliopsida; Fabales; Fabaceae. Gene Ontology annotation, biological process: endoplasmic reticulum membrane organization. Bases 268 to 1062 code for a protein of 264 amino acids. The record is from RefSeq and is a predicted model, not a curated record. The transcript is spliced from 7 exons. Gene Ontology annotation, cellular component: plasma membrane; endoplasmic reticulum membrane.